CUUAACUGGAGCGAAAUGUCUGGUCGCGGCAAGGGCGGUAAGGGCCUGGGUAAGGGCGGCGCCAAGCGCCACCGUAAGGUUCUGCGCGACAACAUCCAGGGCAUCACCAAGCCCGCCAUCCGGCGGCUGGCCCGGCGCGGCGGCGUCAAGCGCAUCUCCGGCCUCAUCUACGAGGAGACCCGCGGGGUGCUCAAGGUGUUCCUGGAGAACGUGAUCCGCGACGCCGUCACCUACACGGAGCACGCCAAGCGCAAGACGGUCACGGCCAUGGACGUGGUCUACGCGCUCAAGCGCCAGGGCCGCACCCUCUACGGCUUCGGGGGACAUCUCCCCCGCAAUUACACCCGGGCUGACAUUUUUAAUUCCUCAAAAACCAAACAGCACAGCCCAAUCGCCGCCAUGAGUCAGAUCCGUCGUGCACUUCCGGAACCGGGCCUCCGUCUACUCCUGGGUCACCACGAUCCAAUCAGAGCGAUUCUGCUCCUGUAUAAAAGCAAGGCCGAGGGCGUACUUGGGUUUUUUUUUUUUGUCUUUUUUUUUUUUUACGGCUCAAGUAAGGCAAUGGCUCGCACGAAGCAGACAGCGCGCAAGUCGACCGGCGGCAAGGCCCCGCGCAAGCAGCUGGCCACCAAGGCGGCCCGCAAGAGCGCGCCGGCCACGGGCGGCGUGAAGAAGCCGCACCGCUACCGGCCCGGCACGGUGGCCCUGCGCGAGAUCCGGCGCUACCAGAAGUCCACCGAGCUGCUGAUCCGCAAGCUGCCGUUCCAGCGGCUGGUGCGCGAGAUCGCGCAGGACUUCAAGACCGACCUGCGCUUCCAGAGCUCGGCCGUCAUGGCGCUGCAGGAGGCGUGCGAGGCCUACCUGGUGGGGCUCUUCGAGGACACCAACCUGUGCGCCAUCCACGCCAAGCGCCUUAUCAUGUCUGGUCGCGGCAAAGGCGGGAAGGGCCUGGGCAAGGGAGGCGCCAAGCGCCACCGCAAGGUGCUGCGCGACAACAUCCAGGGCAUCACCAAGCCCGCCAUCCGGCGGCUGGCCCGGCGCGGCGGCGUCAAGCGCAUCUCCGGCCUCAUCUACGAGGAGACCCGCGGGGUGCUCAAGGUGUUCCUGGAGAACGUGAUCCGCGACGCCGUCACCUACACGGAGCACGCCAAGCGCAAGACGGUCACGGCCAUGGACGUGGUCUACGCGCUCAAGCGCCAGGGCCGCACCCUCUACGGCUUCGGGGGCUGAGCUUGGCUGCAGCUCCCGGGGCUGCAGCCUCGCCGCCUUCCCCAACAAAGGUCCUUCUCAGGACCACCCA
This is a messenger RNA of Mustela erminea (ermine), 1300 nucleotides long. RefSeq lists its product as uncharacterized. Bases 16 to 1230 code for a protein of 404 amino acids. Gene Ontology annotation, cellular component: nucleosome. The transcript is spliced from 4 exons. Lineage: Eukaryota; Metazoa; Chordata; Mammalia; Carnivora; Mustelidae. Gene Ontology annotation, biological process: nucleosome assembly. The record is from RefSeq and is a predicted model, not a curated record. Gene Ontology annotation, molecular function: structural constituent of chromatin; protein heterodimerization activity; DNA binding.